This is a messenger RNA of Kwoniella botswanensis, 627 nucleotides long. RefSeq lists its product as uncharacterized. The transcript has 2 exons. The record is from RefSeq and is a predicted model, not a curated record. Lineage: Eukaryota; Fungi; Basidiomycota; Tremellomycetes; Tremellales; Cryptococcaceae. Bases 1 to 627 code for a protein of 208 amino acids.
AUGACAGCCCCGAUACAGUUUCAAAGCCCACUCAUCUUGACGUUGCGACUCGACAAAGCAACACACAAGCUUCUCACCGAUCUGCGGUCCAAGUACUUCCCACCACAUCGGAACUUCCUCACCGCCCAUGUCACCCUCUUUCACGCUAUACCUGCCCAUCGGUUCAACGAGCUCGAUGAUCAGCUGAACAGUAUAUGUAGCUCAAGGUCUGGAUGGGAUGUAUUCUUUGGAGAACCGGAGAAGAUGGGUAAUCGAGGUGUAUAUCUUAUAGUCAGAGAAAGACCAUCAAGUACAGUUGAGAGGAUACAUCGACAGCUUCUUACCGAUCUGAAGAGAGGUAUCAAAGAGGACAAAGACAAGUUGACGAAUCAGGAUUUGCAGACUAUGCGGAAGCCUCAUGUGACGAUUCUUAACAAAGCUAGCAAUGAAGAACAAGUGGAUACAUGUUUGAAGGAGGUGAGAGAUUUCUUCGACUCGUUGAAAACGGAAGGUCAGAAGGAGGGACAGCAUAAGGGGAGAGCGGUGGGAUUCGAAUUAUGGGAAUAUCUCGGUGGCCCUUGGAAGUCCAUCAAGCAGUAUUCAUUCAAGGGCGAAGAUAUAGAUAGUCCCGAAAAGCAAGGAUCUUAG